This is a messenger RNA of Funneliformis caledonium, 180 nucleotides long. NCBI's taxonomy places the organism in Eukaryota, Fungi, Glomeromycota, Glomeromycetes, Glomerales, Glomeraceae. The record is from the annotation of a GenBank genome assembly.
AUGAAUUUGCACAUUUCGAAACUUUACACGGAAAGAGAAAAAGAAGAAUUGGAUUAUCUGGUGCAAAUGAUGGAGUGGAUGAUUAGAGAUGUCCUUGGUAUUUUAACUCGCGAGAUUAGACACUUCACUGGAAUAUUAUCAAAAAGUCAACUUUUAGCAUUGAACUAUUUGGAUAGUUAG